Molecule: messenger RNA, 3295 nt
Organism: Theobroma umbraticum
Lineage: Eukaryota; Viridiplantae; Streptophyta; Magnoliopsida; Malvales; Malvaceae
Source: RefSeq, a predicted model, not a curated record
UUACAUUUAGAAGAAAAACGGAAAAAGCUUUCGACCCCCAAAUCUCUCAAAUCAAAACUACUGCUUAGUUGAGUCCUGUGGCUUUUUCAGACAAGCUUGAAGUCCUUUUGUUCAAACAAUCCUCAAAACCAAACCAACGCCCUCCCAGAAGAUCUUCCUACAAAAAUGAAACGAAAGAAGUGGUCAGAGCUUGAAGAACAAACCCUUUUGUCCAAAUACUCUGAUCUUCUCAAUUCAGGAACUUUAUCCAAACUGAAAACCAGAGAGAAAAAGUUCAAGCCUAUAGCUGACCACGUUAACUCAGUCCAUCAUCUUCAAGAUCCCAUUACUUUUCCUUUCAAAUGGUCUUGGCGUGAUGUGUCUAUUAAGGUUCAAAACAUGAGGCACCAGUACUUGGGGGUGAAGCAGAAGAUUAGGAUUUCAAAGGAUGAGUUUAAUUGGAAAGAUGGUGAGAAUCAUUGGGAAAACUUUUUGAAGUAUAAAGAGGUUUUUGGUGAUGUGGAACUUGAAGUUAAAGGGAAGAAAGGAAGUGAAAGUAAUGGUAAUGGGAGUGAUUUGUUUGAGGAUUGCUGUGACUUGGGGUUUGAAAUUGAUAGUGAGGAUUUUGAGGAGGAAGAGGAAGACGAUGGUGUUGAUGGGGAUGGGGAUGGAGAUGAUGGUGGUGAGGAGAAGGUCGGGAGUGAGGGUGAGUUUGGAGGAGAGAGGGAAUUUGGUGAUAUUGGUAUUUCUCGGGUUCGAAAAUCGAGGAAAGGUUUAGGAGGAAGUAAGGGGUUUGGUUUGCUUGGGGCACAAGUUUUGGAGUUGAGAGAUGUGGUGGUGAGGAGGGAAGAAAAAAGGAAGGAAAGAGAGUUUGUAAGAGAGAAAGGAGAGAUGGAGAGGGAGCAAAAGAGGAGAGAGUUGGAAUUUGGCAAGGAGAAGCGAUGGAGUGAGAGGGAGGAGAGGGUGGAGGAUAGGGAAAUGGAGUUGGAGGAAAGGGAGUUGGUUUGGGCUAGGAGGGAGGGUGACAGAAGAUUGAGGUUAGAGAAGGAAUUGGAUGAGGAGAGGAGAAGGAGAAGGAGAAUGGAGGAGAAGCGUGAAGAGGAAGAGAUGGAAUGGAAGGAGAGGUUGGUGGGAUUGCAGAUUGAACAUGAGAAAACAAUGAUGCAAAUGCACAUGGAUGCAUGCCAGAACCAAAUGCAGAUUCUUGGGGUUAUGUCUAGACUCUUUUGUCAGUUUUAUGGUUCAGCAAAUGAUGGAUUAGGAGCUGGUUUGGGGGGUUUGCCUCCUCAAGUUUUGCAAAAUUUGCACAAUGCUGGAGGUUUGGGUGACAAUGUGAAGCCUGAUUCCAAUUCUCCUUCUGAAUUCAUCUAGAGUAUAAUUCAAUCACUUUAUGCAUAGUAUUGUCGCUGAAGCUCAAAUAAAAUGUAAAGGUAGUUGACUUUUAUUUGUAUAUUGGAUGUUUUCUGGUAUGAUAGCUGGAUAGAAUGAGUUGUUACUCUUAACAUCUGUUGCAUUGAUUUAUUAUGAUAUAAAAUUAUGCAAUUUUUGCAUAGUCUUAUUUGACAUUUGCAACUUAAGGUUCCUGAUUAGUUGCUUUUUCUUGUUAAAAUAGAUGAUGCAUGAUGGGCAUAGCAAAUUGAUUGAUUAUGCUUAUUUUAAGAAGGAAGGAAAUUAUGUUAUACUCAACUGAAAUUAGUUGUUUUUACUUUCCUCUGCUUAUUGGUAAAGCAAAAACGUAGCUGCUUUUGUUGUAUUUUUUGUCCAUUAAGCUUGUGUUACUUUUGGUGCUAUAUUGUUUAAUGUUAGAACAGACAUGCUUUUCUUAGGAAUUGAAUAAGUAUUAUACAUACAAGAAAGAAAUUUAAAAAUGAAAAAAGAACAAAGUGAAAGGAAAAUGUGAGAUUGUUAUGCGAAAGAGAUAAUAAAAGGAAAAAGUAAAUAAUUGAUGUUGCUUGCCUAAAAUUCUGGUUUCGUUUGAAUAAAUUUUCUUACUGGCAUUGAUUAAGGAAUGGACAUUACUGAUUUCCUUGGGAAGCAUGCUUGACAACACUCAUUUUCUUCCCCAUCCACUGCUUUAUGCCUUAAUCCUUUAUGUUUGAUUAUUGUGAGGACUCUUGGAUGAAUGCAAUGUUUUCUUGGUAGUAGCUUGAUCUGAAAUGCAGCUGAAAGUGCUGUGAUUCUUCGGUACUUGAACUGGUAAGCUCUCUCAUUAAUAAUAAUAGAAAUAGAGCCAGAAAUUUCUUGUUUUAUUUCAUUUGCACAAUCCAAUUUUAGUUCAAGCUAACUUCUAUGUCAAUGAGUUUUGUGUUUCUGUUCACUGCAUUGAGUGCCAUGAUGCUGUUAAAAACAAUGAGAGAACUUGUUUGAGACAACGAAACAUUUGUAUGCAUAAGUGCUCUGAAGUUGUAGAAUCAGAGUCAUUUUGAAUGAUGAGAUAAAAUUUCUGAAGUCGGCUCAGUUUUCACACUUUAGUUAGCAGUUUUUUAGUUGUCCUGUUUAUGAAACAGCUUUUAAUUGUUUCUUUUAAGACAAUACAUUUAUCUUUUGGUUUCAAUUUUGAUUUUCCUCAUGCCUUCUUUUUCUUCUGUUUGACAUCUGGAGUUUCAUUGUCUAUGAGGGCUUUUGUCUUUAUGGGUGUGUGUAUACAUGGAUGUGAGAUUGUCUCUGGGUUUUAGUGUUUUCACUUGCCUGCAAUGCUGCAAAUGGAGAAAUAAGUUUAAGACUAGGAGGAAAUUGGCGAAAGAACAGGGCAAAAAGAAUUGGAAAUUAAGGGAAUUAAACAUGGGGGAAGUGAUGAAAUUUGACAGAGGCAAAGUGAUGGAGAAUAUGGAGCUUCUAGCAGGUUGGGCAAGGUAACUGUUCUUUUAAAAGAUGUUCAGAUAGAAUGUGUAUGUGACGAAGCUGGAGAGGAACAUAAUGACAGAGGAGAAAAGGGUACUAGAAGAGAAUGUAAAGUGGGUAGAAUUCAUGAUCAGGUUGCCGGUUUAGCACAAGGCUAAUGAAAAAUAAUUUGUAUCGCUGUCCUCUCAAGCCAACACGGAUUCCUGAGCUUAUUACUCGCCUUUCCUUGCAAGGAUUUCUGCCUCUUAUGAGAGCCAGAAGCUCAUUUGUAUGCUGAGUAGAUGGUAAGUAAACUAUUCUUUUUUGUUUUAUCGGUCAAUUAAGCUUGUAUCAGUAUGAGUGAAGGUCAAGUGAUUUUCUUGAUAUUGGACAGUCUCAUGAAUAGUCAGAGAGAAUUGUAAUAACUUUCAUCAUCUUCUUUUACAGUGAAUUUUGUCCAGAAUUAUAUGUAAUUGUCUUAUAGUUUUAUCUGAAA